Cyanidioschyzon merolae strain 10D is the source of this 2196-nucleotide messenger RNA. Its product is annotated as eukaryotic translation initiation factor eIF-2B epsilon subunit. The transcript has a single exon. Bases 1 to 2196 code for a protein of 731 amino acids. The record is from RefSeq and is a predicted model, not a curated record. NCBI's taxonomy places the organism in Eukaryota, Rhodophyta, Bangiophyceae, Cyanidiales, Cyanidiaceae. Gene Ontology annotation, cellular component: eukaryotic translation initiation factor 2B complex. Gene Ontology annotation, molecular function: guanyl-nucleotide exchange factor activity; translation initiation factor binding; translation initiation factor activity.
AUGAAGAAAGUAAAUACAGAAAGCCUCAUAGCUCUACUCGUUGUAGACUCUAGGAAAGAAAAUGAGCUCUUUCCCCUCGUUGAGCGGGAAAGGCCCGCGUGUUUGCUGCCGCUGUGUAACAUGACUUUGCUGGAGCACGCUCUGUUCCAACUUGAUCGUGGAGGUGUGAGCGACAUUCUCGUGGGCGUCAUUGACGACAGCGUCUCGUCUGCCCUAGUUAUUAGAAAUUUUUUGAACGAGUCGCUGCGUUCGCCCCGCAUACGUUCCCGAGUCACUCUCCUCGGUGGAGGAACACGCUCCUUUGCCAGUGUUGGGGAAAUCUUGCGAGACAUCGACACCAAUGAAGAUCUCCGGCCAAAGGGCGAGUUCGUUGUGGUCAACGUCUUUUCCGUGUUCCGGGUUAACUUCGCUCGAAUCGCGGAGGAGCAUCGGUAUCGUCAUGAAAAGGAUCCGUCGUGGACGUCAACUUGUCUGUUCUUCAAACGACAUCGCGGGGAAAACAAAGCGACCUUUUCUGGUGAGGUGCUUGUUGGUAUCGACGAAGAGACGAAGCAGCUGCUUCUCUACCGCAACCUAGACGAAUGCGGGACGUAUGUAACGGUUAGUGAUCUUUCAUGGAGUGGAAGGGAUCAUUUGCAACUUAUUCGGGGCAUUGUUGAUUGCUGUUGCGACAUCCUUUCUCCCGAGGUGCUCACCGAAUUCAGAGAAAACUUUGAUUACGAAGAGCUGCGUGAUUACAUGAAAAAUAAGCUUGACUCGGACUCAAAUGAAAUUUCUGGGAACAAGUCGUUUUUCUUAGAUAUAGCGGACAGGGGAGAGUACUGCCGACAGUUGCACGGCAUAGCGUCGUAUUACCAAGUGGUGAGAGACUUCGUGCAUGGCUGGCUUGGUGAUCCGGAUCUAUUGGCUAAUUACGAGCGAAGAUGCCCACCGUUCCGGAGAAUAGCCACCCGUGGACCUGGCGCAAAACUUCUCGCUGAGAUAUCACGCCAUACUGCCGUGUUUGAUUCUGGCGAAUCAUUUGCGGCAGAGGAUGCAGUUGUAUCUGUGGAUUCGCGAGUCACUGACUGCAUCAUAUCCGGAGGAGUCCAUAUAUCAGAGCAGUGCGUCCUUGAAAAUGUUGUAAUUUUGGAUGGGUGUGUGAUUGAGAAAGGAUGUGUAGUCAGAGAUGCGAUUGUUGGUAGAAAUACGAGGAUCAUGCAGGGCUCUCGCAUCGAUGGAGGCUGUGUCAUCGGCCCUGACGUUGUGCUUCCUGAGUGCACCCAUAUACGUGAAGGCAGAGCUGUCUUCAAAGCGAGUCGUGACUCCUUGAGAGUUGGAGAAGAGGUUGGUGUCGUAGAACCCGAAAACGAAACUACAAAUGGUAGCACGAACACAGAAGACGUAUUUGGAGGGCUGGACGAGGCUGAGACGCCGACUUUUUCUUUUGGAUGUUCGUCGAACACGGGAAACGAAACAAAGCACAUUGGAGUUACUGACGCGCACAAUAAGUUAACAUAUAGCACCGAGCAAAGAUUUUCGCACGACAGGAAAAGUCUCUUCGAAACUGUUGGGGGUGUUGGGGAUGACUUUGAGUCGAUAGCAAGUUCAUCUCCUGAAUCAGAAUCAAUGAAUUCGUUCGCGGAUGAAUGCAGUUCAUUGAGUCCGACUGGAUUUGUUCGGCAAACAAAUACAGACCAAGCUUUCACAAGUGAGCUAGUAGACACUGUUUUGCGCGCACUCCAUAACGAUAGCUCAGUGGACGAUACGGCCGUUGAACUAAGUAGCCUAAGACUUGCCUACGAUCAAACACCGGAAGAUAUUAGCGGGAACGUUGUACUGACACUUGCGAAGGAGUCGCUUACACGAGCAAGUUACUCUGGCUCUCAAUCCGUGAGUCUGCUCCACACAUAUCUGAAUCGAUGGAAAACCCUCAUCCAGCGUUUUGCUUCCUCAAAAGAGGCUCAAAUGCGGAUUCUAGAUUGCAGUGCGUCAUUCAGCACAACGCAUCAGGUCCCGAAGAAUUUUUUUUCAUAUGUUGUGCAGAUGCUCUAUGAAGCGGAUAUUGUUACGGAAACUACAAUCACUGAAUGGACAGGGCGGGGCGAAGGAUUCAUAGCGGCACGACUUGGAAUUCCAGAAGCAGCGGCUGGGGAACUUUUAACCGAACUAGGUCCAUUUUUGAAAUGGCUAUCUGAAGCUGAAGAGGAAGAUUAG